CAAAGGAACUUAAGAAACGAACGUGUAAUUUGACCCGCAGGUAGCCGAAUCGGUGAAAGUUGCUAUAGACGCCGGGUACAGGCACAUCGACUGCGCUCUGAAGUACGGGAACGAGGCGGAGAUCGGUGCUGGGCUGAAGGCCAAGUUCGAUGAGGGAGUCGUCAGGAGGGAAGACAUGUUCAUCACCAGGGGGACCCCAAAAGCCCCGCCCACCUCCGAACGCCGCCGGCAAAGUACGACCAGGAUGUCCGCCCCGACCGUGGAACUCCCCUCCGGUCAGCAGAUGCCAGUUCUCGGUCUCGGCACCUCGCAGGCAAAACCGACACAGGUAACCGAAGCGGUGAAAGUUGCCAUAGACGCCGGCUACAGGCACAUCGACUGUGCUAUGAAGUACGGGAACGAGGCGGAGAUAGGUGCCGGGCUGAAGGCCAAGUUCGACGAGGGUGUCGUCAAAAGGGAAGACAUGUUCAUCACGAGUAAACUGUGGAACACCUUCCACCACCCGGAUGAUGUGGAGGAAGCUGUGAAGAUGAGCCUAAGAAGCCUGGGGCUAGACUACCUGGACCUGUACCUCAUCCACUGGCCCAUGGCGUACCGGCGGGGAGAGUCAUUACUGCCGGAGGAUGGGGAGGGGAGAAUGAUGUGGGACGACAUCCACUUUACGGACACAUGGAAGGCGCUGGAAUCCUGUGUUGAGUCCGGGCUCCUGAGGAACAUCGGCCUGUCCAACUUCAACAGUAAACAGAUCCAGGCUGUCAUCGACGUCGCUAAGGUCAAACCUGCUGUCCUACAGGUGGAGUGCCACCCUUACCUGAACCAGAAGCAGCUGCUACAGUUCGCCAAACAGAAGGGUCUGGUGUUCACAGCGUUCGCCCCGCUGGGCUCCCCUGGUCGCACUAGUGUUAAGCCAGGAGACCCUUCUGUCAUGGAGGACCCCAAACUCAAGCCUAUCGCUGAGAAGUAUGGGAAGUCCGUGGCUCAGGUGCUCCUUCGUUGGGGAGUCCAGCGCGGCACGAUCGUCAUCCCGAAAAGCGUCACGCCGGCGAGGAUCCAACAGAACAUCCGGGUCUUCGACUUCGCGCUGACGUCAGAGGACAUGGCGAUGAUUGACGGGUUCGAAAUCCCGCACCGUUUUAUUCACCUGGACUGGGUCAGUCACGUGCCGGAGUGGCCGUUCCACGAAUCUUUCUGAAUCUAGUUAAAGGCUAAUCUCCAAGCAGAUCCCCGAUGGCUUAAUAUAGCAUCAAACCCACCGUA
This is a messenger RNA of Branchiostoma floridae (Florida lancelet), 1257 nucleotides long. RefSeq names its product aldo-keto reductase family 1 member B1-like. Gene Ontology annotation, cellular component: cytosol. NCBI's taxonomy places the organism in Eukaryota, Metazoa, Chordata, Leptocardii, Amphioxiformes, Branchiostomatidae. The record is from RefSeq and is a predicted model, not a curated record. The transcript is spliced from 7 exons. Bases 176 to 1192 code for a protein of 338 amino acids. Gene Ontology annotation, molecular function: aldose reductase (NADPH) activity.